Molecule: messenger RNA, 15645 nt
Organism: Cebus imitator (Panamanian white-faced capuchin)
Lineage: Eukaryota; Metazoa; Chordata; Mammalia; Primates; Cebidae
Gene: KALRN
Product: kalirin RhoGEF kinase
Exons: 60
Coding region: 153-9041 (2962 amino acids)
Biological process (GO): protein phosphorylation; intracellular signal transduction; axon guidance
Cellular component (GO): cytoplasm; postsynaptic density
Molecular function (GO): protein binding; guanyl-nucleotide exchange factor activity; protein kinase activity
Source: RefSeq, a predicted model, not a curated record
GGAGGACUUGUAGCUGUCUUUGCAGGCAGGCAUUUGCUUAGAGCAGGCUGUGUGCUAGCCCAGCAUCAAGUGAUUCCGGCCUCCUCGAGUCAGCGGUGGUGGGAUGAGGCUCUGCCGAGGGGACUGGCUGUGAAGGAUGAGUUCAGGGUGGGAUGACGGACCGCUUCUGGGACCAGUGGUAUCUCUGGUAUCUCCGCUUGCUCCGGCUGCUGGAUCGAGGGUCUUUUCGGAAUGAUGGUUUGAAAGCUUCUGAUGUCCUUCCUAUCCUAAAGGAAAAAGUGGCCUUCGUGUCUGGGGGUCGUGAUAAGCGAGGCGGACCCAUCCUGACCUUCCCUGCUCGCAGCAAUCAUGACAGAAUAAGACAGGAAGACCUGCGGAAACUCGUGACAUAUUUGGCCAGCGUGCCAAGUGAGGACGUGUGCAAACGUGGCUUCACUGUCAUCAUCGACAUGCGGGGCUCCAAGUGGGACCUCAUCAAGCCCCUCCUCAAAACGCUGCAGGAAGCCUUUCCAGCUGAGAUCCAUGUGGCCCUCAUCAUCAAACCCGACAACUUCUGGCAGAAACAGAAGACCAACUUUGGCAGCUCCAAAUUCAUCUUUGAGACCAGCAUGGUAUCUGUGGAGGGCCUCACGAAGCUGGUGGACCCCUCCCAGCUGACGGAGGAGUUUGACGGCUCCCUGGACUACAACCAUGAGGAGUGGAUUGAACUGCGGCUCUCCCUGGAGGAGUUCUUCAACAGCGCCGUGCACCUGCUCUCCCGCCUCGAGGACCUCCAGGAGAUGCUAGCCCGGAAGGAGUUUCCUGUGGAUGUGGAGGGCUCUCGGCGGCUCAUUGAUGAGCACACACAGCUCAAGAAAAAGGUGCUGAAGGCCCCUGUGGAGGAGCUGGACCGAGAGGGGCAGCGGCUGCUGCAGUGCAUCCGCUGCAGCGAUGGCUUCUCAGGACGCAACUGCAUCCCGGGCAGUGCCGACUUCCAGAGCCUGGUCCCUAAGAUCACCAGCCUCCUAGACAAGCUGCAUUCUACGCGGCAGCACCUGCACCAGAUGUGGCACGUGCGCAAGCUCAAGCUGGACCAGUGCUUUCAGCUGCGGCUCUUCGAGCAGGAUGCUGAGAAGAUGUUCGACUGGAUAAGCCACAACAAGGAGUUAUUCCUCCAAAGCCACACGGAGAUUGGAGUCAGCUACCAGUAUGCCCUAGACCUUCAGACGCAGCACAAUCACUUUGCCAUGAACUCCAUGAAUGCCUAUGUCAACAUCAACCGCAUCAUGUCUGUGGCUUCCCGCCUCUCUGAGGCUGGCCAUUAUGCCUCACAACAAAUCAAGCAGAUCUCCACCCAGCUAGACCAGGAGUGGAAGAGCUUUGCUGCUGCCCUGGAUGAACGCAGCACCAUCCUCGCCAUGUCUGCUGUGUUCCACCAGAAGGCUGAGCAGUUCCUGUCUGGUGUGGACGCCUGGUGCAAAAUGUGCAGUGAAGGUGGACUGCCAUCUGAGAUGCAGGACCUGGAGCUGGCAAUCCACCACCACCAGACUUUAUAUGAGCAGGUGACCCAAGCCUACACAGAGGUCAGCCAGGAUGGCAAAGCUCUGCUAGAUGUGCUGCAGCGGCCCCUGAGCCCUGGGAACUCCGAAUCCCUCACAGCCACAGCCAACUACUCCAAAGCAGUGCACCAGGUGCUGGACGUGGUGCACGAGGUGUUACACCACCAGCGACGGCUGGAGAGCAUCUGGCAGCACCGCAAGGUGCGACUCCACCAGCGGCUGCAGCUCUGUGUCUUCCAGCAGGAUGUACAGCAGGUGUUGGACUGGAUUGAAAACCAUGGUGAGGCCUUUCUCAGCAAACACACUGGAGUUGGGAAGUCCCUACAUCGAGCCCGGGCCUUGCAGAAGAGGCAUGAUGACUUUGAAGAGGUGGCUCAGAAUACGUACACCAAUGCGGACAAGCUUCUAGAAGCAGCGGAGCAGUUGGCUCAGACCGGGGAAUGUGACCCCGAGGAGAUCUACAAGGCAGCUCGACACCUAGAGGUGCGCAUCCAAGACUUCGUGCGCAGGGUGGAGCAGCGGAAGCUUCUCCUGGACAUGUCUGUCUCCUUCCACACACACACCAAAGAGUUGUGGACAUGGAUGGAAGAUCUUCAGAAGGAGAUGUUGGAGGAUGUAUGUGCAGACUCUGUGGAUGCAGUCCAGGAACUGAUCAAGCAGUUCCAGCAGCAGCAGACUGCCACUCUAGAUGCCACCCUCAAUGUCAUCAAGGAAGGCGAAGACCUUAUCCAGCAGCUCAGGUCAGCGCCUCCCUCCCUGGGGGAGCCCAGCGAGGCCAGGGACUCAGCUGUGUCCAACAACAAAACACCCCACACCAGCUCCAUCAGCCACAUCGAGUCGGUCCUGCAGCAGCUUGAUGAUGCCCAGGUGCAGAUGGAGGAGCUAUUCCAUGAGCGGAAGAUUAAGCUGGACAUCUUCCUGCAACUGCGCAUCUUUGAGCAGUACACCAUCGAGGUGACAGCAGAGCUAGAUGCCUGGAAUGAAGACCUGCUUCGGCAGAUGAAUGACUUCAACACAGAGGACCUAACCCUGGCAGAACAGCGGCUGCAGCGCCACACAGAACGGAAGCUAGCCAUGAACAACAUGACCUUUGAGGUCAUCCAGCAAGGCCAGGAUCUGCACCAAUACAUCAUGGAGGUCCAGGCAUCAGGAAUUGAGUUGAUCUGUGAGAAAGACAUUGAUCUGGCAGCCCAGGUACAAGAGUUACUGGAAUUUCUCCAUGAGAAGCAGCAUGAAUUGGAGCUCAAUGCGGAGCAAACUCAUAAGCGGCUAGAGCAGUGCCUCCAAUUACGGCACCUCCAGGCUGAAGUCAAACAGGUCCUGGGAUGGAUCCGCAAUGGUGAGUCAAUGCUCAACGCCAGCCUGGUCAAUGCCAGCUCUUUGUCGGAAGCAGAGCAGCUACAGCGGGAGCAUGAGCAGUUCCAACUGGCCAUCGAGUCCCUCUUUCAUGCCACUUCCUUGCAGAAGACGCACCAGAGCGCCCUGCAGGUACAGCAGAAAGCCGAGGUGCUGCUCCAGGCUGGCCACUACGAUGCCGAUGCCAUCCGGGAAUGUGCUGAGAAGGUGGCCCUCCACUGGCAGCAGCUCAUGCUGAAGAUGGAAGACCGGCUAAAACUGGUCAAUGCCUCUGUGGCCUUUUACAAAACUUCUGAACAGGUCUGUAGUGUCCUGGAGAGCUUAGAGCAAGAAUACCGGAGAGAUGAGGACUGGUGUGGUGGACGAGAUAAGCUGGGGCCAGCGGCAGAGAUCGACCAUGUCAUUCCACUCAUCAGCAAACAUUUGGAACAAAAGGAGGCUUUUCUUAAGGCCUGUACCCUGGCUCGGCGGAACGCUGAGGUGUUUCUCAAGUACAUCCACAGGAACAACGUCAGCAUGCCCAGUGUCGCCAGCCACACUCGGGGACCCGAGCAACAAGUGAAAGCCAUCCUGAGUGAGCUCCUGCAAAGGGAGAAUCGCGUGCUGCAUUUCUGGACUUUGAAGAAGCGUCGGUUAGACCAGUGCCAGCAAUAUGUGGUGUUCGAGCGCAGCGCUAAGCAGGCGCUGGACUGGAUCCAAGAAACAGGUGAAUUUUACCUCUCAACACAUACCUCCACUGGAGAGACCACAGAGGAGACUCAGGAACUGCUGAAAGAGUAUGGGGAAUUCAGGGUACCUGCCAAGCAAACAAAGGAGAAGGUGAAGCUUCUGAUUCAGCUGGCCGAUAGCUUUGUGGAAAAAGGCCACAUUCAUGCCACGGAGAUAAGGAAAUGGGUGACCACGGUGGACAAGCACUACAGAGAUUUCUCCCUGAGGAUGGGGAAGUACCGGUACUCCCUGGAGAAAGCCCUAGGAGUCAACACAGAGAAUAAUAAGGAUAACAUGAUUAUUGAUCAAGAAAAGCUCAUAGUCAGAUUUAUUAUGGCUGAACUACUCCAGACAGAGAAGGCUUAUGUAAGGGAUUUACAUGAGUGCUUAGAGACCUACCUGUGGGAAAUGACCAGUGGUGUGGAGGAGAUCCCCCCUGGGAUCCUCAAUAAAGAGCAUAUCAUCUUUGGCAACAUCCAAGAGAUCUACGAUUUCCAUAACAACAUCUUCCUCAAAGAGCUGGAGAAGUACGAGCAGCUGCCUGAAGACGUGGGACACUGCUUUGUUACCUGGGCAGACAAAUUUCAGAUGUAUGUCACCUACUGUAAAAACAAGCCUGAUUCCAACCAGCUUAUCCUGGAGCAUGCAGGCACCUUCUUUGAUGAGAUACAGCAGCGGCAUGGUCUAGCCAACUCCAUCUCUUCCUACCUAAUUAAGCCUGUCCAAAGGAUCACCAAAUAUCAACUGCUCCUGAAGGAACUUUUAACUUGCUGCGAAGAAGGGAAAGGGGAGCUCAAGGAUGGCCUGGAAGUGAUGCUCAGUGUCCCAAAGAAAGCCAAUGAUGCCAUGCAUGUCAGCAUGCUGGAAGGGUUCGACGAGAACCUGGACGUGCAGGGGGAGUUGAUUCUUCAGGAUGCCUUUCAAGUGUGGGACCCAAAGUCGCUGAUCCGGAAGGGGCGGGAGCGGCACUUGUUCCUCUUUGAGAUCUCCUUGGUUUUUAGCAAGGAGAUCAAAGACUCUACAGGACACACGAAAUAUGUUUACAAGAACAAGCUACUGACCUCAGAGCUGGGUGUGACCGAGCACGUGGAGGGCGACCCCUGCAAAUUUGCCUUGUGGUCUGGGCGCACCCCAUCCUCAGACAAUAAAACAGUGCUGAAAGCCUCCAACAUUGAAACCAAGCAGGAGUGGAUCAAGAACAUUCGAGAGGUGAUUCAAGAAAGGAUCAUUCACCUGAAAGGAGCUUUAAAGGAGCCACUUCAGCUCCCCAAAACACCAGCCAAACAGAGGAACAAUAGUAAGAGGGAUGGAGUGGAGGAUAUUGACAGCCAGGGGGAUGGGAGCAGCCAACCAGACACCAUCUCCAUUGCUUCUAGGACCUCUCAGAACACAGUGGACAGUGACAAGCUCUCUGGCGGAUGUGAGCUGACCGUGGUCCUCCAGGACUUCAGUGCUGGCCACAGCACCGAGCUGACCAUCCAGGUGGGGCAGACAGUGGAGCUGCUGGAGCGGCCCAGCGAGCGGCCCGGUUGGUGUCUGGUCCGUACCACAGAACGAAGCCCGCCCUUGGAGGGCCUGGUCCCCAGCAGUGCCCUGUGCAUCUCACACUCCCGAAGCAGCGUGGAGAUGGACUGCUUCUUCCCCUUGGUGAAAGAUGCAUACUCUCAUUCCUCAAGUGAGAAUGGAGGCAAAUCCGAGUCUGUGGCCAACCUGCAGGCCCAGCCCUCCCUGAACUCCAUCCACAGUUCCCCGGGUCCCAAGCGCUCCACCAACACCCUUAAGAAGUGGCUGACAAGUCCUGUGCGUCGCCUCAACAGCGGGAAAGCAGAUGGAAACAUCAAAAAGCAGAAGAAAGUUCGUGAUGGUCGGAAGAGCUUUGACCUGGGAUCUCCCAAGCCUGGGGAUGAGACAACCCCUCAGGGAGACAGCGCUGAUGAGAAGAGCAAGAAAGGUUGGGGUGAAGAUGAGCCGGAUGAAGAGUCACACACACCCCUCCCACCACCUAUGAAGAUUUUUGACAACGACCCUACACAGGAUGAAAUGUCCUCCUCUUUGCUAGCAGCCCGGCAGGCUUCCACUGAAGUACCUACUGCUGCAGACCUUGUCAGUGCAAUAGAAAAGUUGGUCAAAAACAAGCUGAGUCUAGAAGGAGGGUCAUACCGGGGAAGCUUGAAAGACCCUGCAGGCUGCCUGAAUGAGGGGAUGGCCCAACCCACUCCUCCUAGAAACCUGGAAGAAGAACAGAAAGCCAAGGCCCUGAGAGGCAGGAUGUUUGUCCUGAAUGAGCUGCUUCAGACUGAGAAAGACUAUGUCAAGGAUCUGGGCAUUGUGGUGGAGGGCUUCAUGAAGAGAAUAGAAGAAAAGGGUGUCCCUGAGGAUAUGCGAGGAAAGGACAAAAUCGUGUUUGGAAAUAUUCAUCAGAUUUAUGACUGGCAUAAGGAUUUUUUCCUGGCGGAACUGGAAAAGUGUAUCCAGGAGCAAGACAGAUUGGCACAGCUCUUUAUUAAGCAUGAGCGGAAGCUGCACAUCUACGUGUGGUAUUGUCAGAAUAAGCCACGCUCAGAGUACAUCGUUGCUGAGUAUGACGGCUACUUUGAGGAGGUAAAACAGGAGAUAAAUCAGAGGCUGACACUGAGUGACUUCCUCAUCAAGCCCAUUCAGAGAAUAACAAAAUACCAGUUGCUCCUCAAGGACUUCCUGAGAUACAGCGAGAAGGCUGGUUUGGAGUGUUCAGAUAUCGAGAAAGCAGUGGAGUUAAUGUGCCUUGUUCCCAAACGUUGCAAUGACAUGAUGAAUCUAGGACGUCUGCAGGGCUUUGAGGGCACCCUGACUGCUCAAGGGAAGCUGCUGCAACAGGACACGUUCUAUGUGAUAGACCUGGAUGCGGGCAUGCAGUCCCGGACCAAAGAGAGGCGCGUGUUCCUCUUUGAGCAGAUUGUCAUCUUCAGUGAACUGCUCAGGAAGGGAUCCCUCACCCCCGGCUACAUGUUCAAAAAGAGCAUCAAGAUGAAUUAUUUGGUCCUGGAGGAGAAUGUGGACAAUGAUCCCUGCAAGUUUGCACUCAUGAACAGAGAGACUUCUGAGAAGGUCAUUCUGCAAGCCGCCAACGCUGACAUCCAGCAGGCCUGGGUGCAGGACAUCAAUCAAGUCUUAGAAACACAGCGAGACUUUUUGAAUGCACUGCAGUCGCCCAUUGAGUAUCAGCGGAAAGAAAGGAGCACAGCCGUGAUGAGGUCUCAACCUGCCAGGCUUCCCCAAGCCAGCCCCAGGCCCUACUCCUCUGCUCCUGUGGUCUCAGAGAAGCCCCCAAAGGGCUCCAGCUAUAACCCACCUCUGCCACCCCUGAAGAUACCUACCUCCAAUGGCAGUCCAGGGUUUGAAUACCACCAGCCUGGGGACAAGUUUGAAGCCAGCAAGCAGAACGACCUGGGAGGCUGCAAUGGGACCUCGUCCAUGGCCGUGAUCAAAGAUUACUAUGCACUGAAGGAGAAUGAAAUCUGUGUGAGCCAAGGUGAGGUGGUCCAGGUCCUCGCCGUCAACCAGCAGAACAUGUGUCUGGUGUACCAGCCUGCCAGCGACCAUUCCCCCGCCGCCGAGGGCUGGGUCCCAGGCAGCAUCCUGGCGCCCCUCACCAAAGCCACAGCAGCAGAAAGUAGUGACGGGAGCAUCAAGAAGUCAUGUUCAUGGCAUACUCUACGAAUGAGAAAGCGGGCGGAAGUGGAGAACACGGGUAAAAAUGAAGCCACAGGGCCUCGUAAACCCAAGGAUAUUCUGGGCAACAAAGUCUCUGUUAAAGAGACGAACAGUUCCGAGGAAUCAGAGUGUGAUGAUCUUGACCCUAAUACUAGCAUGGAGAUCUUAAAUCCAAAUUUCAUCCAAGAAGUGGCCCCAGAAUUCCUUGUGCCCUUGGUGGAUGUGACCUGCUUGCUUGGGGACACAGUAAUACUGCAGUGCAAAGUCUGUGGGCGGCCGAAGCCCACCAUCACUUGGAAGGGUCCAGACCAGAACAUCCUUGACACUGACAACAGCUCGGCCACAUACAGCGUCUCCUCUUGUGAUUCUGGAGAAAUAACCCUGAAGAUCUGCAAUCUGAUGCCCCAAGACAGCGGGAUUUAUACCUGCAUAGCAACAAAUGACCACGGGACCACAUCAACAUCUGCAACAGUCAAAGUGCAAGGUGUUCCAGCAGCCCCUAACCGUCCCAUUGCCCAGGAGAGAAGCUGCACCUCCGUGAUUCUCCGCUGGCUGCCCCCCUCCAGCACAGGAAACUGCACUAUUUCUGGUUACACUGUGGAGUACAGAGAGGAAGGUUCUCAGACCUGGCAGCAGUCGGUGGCUUCGACCUUGGACACUUACCUCGUCAUCGAAGACCUUAGUCCCGGGUGUCCUUAUCAGUUCAGAGUCAGUGCCAGUAACCCCUGGGGAAUCAGCCUUCCCAGCGAGCCCUCGGAGUUUGUGCGACUUCCAGAAUAUGAUCCUGCCGCUGAUGGUGCCACCAUUUCUUGGAAGGAAAAUUUUGACUCAGCUUACACUGAGCUGAAUGAAAUUGGAAGAGGCCGUUUCUCUAUAGUAAAGAAAUGCAUCCACAAAGCUACCCGCAAAGAUGUGGCUGUGAAAUUUGUUAGCAAAAAAAUGAAGAAGAAAGAACAGGCUGCCCACGAGGCUGCCCUGCUUCAGCACCUACAGCACCCCCAGUACAUCACUCUCCAUGACACCUAUGAGUCCCCCACAUCCUACAUCCUGAUUUUGGAACUGAUGGAUGAUGGCCGGCUGUUAGACUACCUUAUGAAUCAUGAUGAACUGAUGGAGGAAAAAGUAGCUUUCUAUAUCCGAGACAUCAUGGAGGCUCUGCAGUACCUUCACAACUGCAGGGUUGCACAUUUGGACAUAAAGCCUGAAAACCUGCUCAUUGACCUACGGAUUCCAGUGCCUCGAGUGAAGCUCAUUGACUUGGAGGAUGCUGUCCAGAUCUCGGGUCACUUCCACAUUCACCACCUGCUGGGAAACCCCGAGUUUGCUGCCCCAGAAGUCAUCCAAGGCAUCCCUGUCUCCCUGGGGACAGACAUCUGGAGCAUUGGGGUUCUGACAUAUGUCAUGCUGAGUGGGGUCUCCCCCUUCCUGGAUGAGAGCAAAGAGGAGACAUGUAUCAACGUAUGCAGGGUGGAUUUCAGCUUUCCCCAUGAAUACUUCUGUGGUGUGAGCAAUGCUGCCAGAGAUUUCAUCAAUGUGAUCUUACAGGAAGACUUUCGGAGGCGGCCCACAGCAGCCACAUGCCUACAGCAUCCAUGGCUGCAGCCCCAUAAUGGCAGCUACUCUAAGAUCCCCCUGGACACCUCCCGCCUAGCAUGCUUCAUAGAACGCCGCAAGCACCAGAAUGAUGUACGGCCUAUACCCAAUGUCAAGAGCUACAUUGUCAACCGGGUGAACCAAGGGACGUAGCUAUCUCCCAGCCCCUAUGGUUUCACAUAGAAGUGCAGUGUGAACCAAAGCAAGACUGAAUGUGACUGUAAAUAAUUCUGUUCGUCAUUUCACUCCAUGCAGUUCUCUGAUUUGAGAGAUGUACCUCUUAAACCUCGAUAAUAGCUAUUCAGGGUCUGAGCAGCAGAAAAAGUCACCCGCAAUCCAGGAGCUUUCCAGAAAGUCAUUCUGAAGAAAUAAACAGGCAAAGGGUCACAGAAGUGUUCAGAAGAAGGGCAAGGAUAAGAACAAUAUUAGCUGUUAUGAAAUUUUAACUGUAUCUUCCAAAAUGAGUGGUUAACUGGGCAAACCUUAAGCUCACAAGAGUGUAAAAGGUCUCUGGCUUUGCUGAAAUUUUAAGCAAAAAGUUCUAUUUAGUGGAGAUGUCAUGUAUAUCAACUAUUCUGGUUUAGAUAACUUAGAUAUAGUUUCUUAAUAAGAUACAUAUACACAUACAGUAUAAUAUAUCCCAUUCAGGUUUCAGAGUUUUCUAAUAUAAAGAGAUAUAUAUUAAAUCAAUCACAAGGAACUGAGUGCUCCAGUUAAGACAGUAAUUUAUUUACCGAAGCAUUACAUUGUUUUGACUAAGCACAAUUAGAUAAGUUUUUUAGAGCAUUUUAUAAAUCUUGUAUAGAAAUCUUUUACCAGAACCUGUGCAUUAAGAGAAAGCAAUGUUGCCCUUUUGAAUGAGAAGAUUUUUUCUGUCAAUCACAGGUUUUUUGGUUAAGAUAGGUUCUUUCUGUGUAUGAAACACUACCUGCAAAUUCACUGGUAGCUCAGAGUUAAUCGGGCAAGCAAGCCUAUCGGGAAAUAAGUUCAAAUACAGUAUGAGCUGCGGGAGUAUUUUCGUGUCUACACCGGGUUUGAAAUAAGUAAACGAAUAUGAGAGAUCCAUACAAAAGGGCAAAUGGAAACCUCUCCUAUGGUUCCUAUGAACAACACACCAAUACUUUCUGAUUUCUUCUACGGCUGUAGAAUACAGUCUUUCAGAAAGUUAGCUGGCUUUAUUUCUAACUCCUUAUUGAAGCUAAGGGGUGCUUACUAAAAGGAGGCAGCCAUAUAGGCCUUCUAAAGGCCUGGCCCUAAGUCCUUUCUAAAGCCAUGGGACAAAACCUGAUACAUCACCCUAACAGAACAUUAAGUUGUAACUGAGAUUGCAAUACCUGUUACCACUCAGCUGCUGAUAGUUCUCUGAACUAAAGGGACUAAUUUUACUUUGAGGCCAAUGCUGCUUUCUGGUAUAUAUUCUUCAUACAAGAUUAUUAUUAACUGCUCUUUUUCCCUCUGGUGGAAAAAAAAAUUAAACCUGGGCGCUUCAUGGGUUUUCUUUCUUUAUUUUUGUUUGUUGGGGGAGAGGGAGUUUGUUUUUUGUGUUUGUACAUGAUCCAUCCUUAGUUUUCUAGAAUGCGUGUUGAAAUGCUAUUAUACAAGUAAGAUUUUAAAAAUAUAACUCAAGUGUUUGUUCGAAUCAGGUUUAAUGGCAUUGCUUCUCUCCUAUAAUGGGAUAGAGAAAAUUAAAAUCUCGCAGUACAGAGGUUCAAGAAGAGAACGUAUGAAGGACGAAUAGAACUACAAAUCUAUCUAAAUGAAAAAGAAAUGGUGGAAACUAAGCCUGAACUUUAACAUAUAAAGAAAACACUUAUUCCCACAGUGGAAACGUAAAAUUAAAAAUCAUCAUCAUUUUUUUUCUUAUUGGUUUCAGAGUCAGCUUCCUCAUCCCAUCCAAGAUUAUAGAUUGAUACCUUAGUGGAAAGUAUAAGCAAUAAGACUAGAUAGCACUUAGUAUUUUUGGGAUUAACCAAAUAUAUGGAAACCGACUCCGACUGUAUCUGACUAUAUUUGUUUUCUAGUUUUCAAACGGCCCUGGGUCAUUAAGCCUCACUCCCUCAGAGGUCUCUCUUAACUAUACCCUAUAGUCUUCAUUUGAACCUUUAUGUAUGUACAAACACUCUAUGAUACAAUACGUAAAAAUUUAAAACAUACUUACUAAAAAUCCUUUUAGUAAACAUGUUUACUGAAAUUUUUUAAAAUUUAAAACAUAUUUAGUAAAUUUUUUUAGUAAACAUUUUCAUUAUGCUUAAAAAUUUUAAAACAUCUUUAUUAAAAAUCCUUUUAGUAAACAUGUUUACUAAAACCCUUUCAGUAAACAUGUCUUCAUUAUGGUAUACACAUAAAGGAGGAAAGUCCAGCCUGUAGGGUUUGUCAUGGGACAGACUGCAGGCUCUGAGGAUUCCCAAUAUCCAUAAAGUCUGGCUCGGCAAGUUCUGUUCUGUCCACUGUGGAUGACUUGAAUCAAGAUCCCUCUGCUGAGCCAGUCUGAGUUUUUAUAACAAGCUGAGUUUCUUCUUGAGAAGGCCAGGGCCCAGGACAGUAAUGCAUAGACCAUGACGGGUGUAGGGGGAAUGGGGGGUUGUUGAAAUUAUGUUAUGGGGGCAGCUGACAGAAUGUUAGACAGAACCCAAGCUUUCAUAUCAGCUUUUACAACAGCGUUGGAAGGAUCCAAAUGUGGGGUUGCAUGGAAUUCCCCCAAGUACACAUACUGGGGAAGUGAGAAGACAGGAAAGGAGGGACCUAGAAAUGAAGUAGGAUGAUUUUGGGGCCAAGGUACAAUCAUCAGACUAGAAUGAACUUAAUAGAGGUCCCAAGAGAAAGGGAGUAUAUUUUAUAUAGUUUGAGAACAUAGGGAAACUAACAGGAAGGUUCCCUGUCUGCAAGGCUCCUGGUCCCUCCCAACAGGGAUAAGAGAAUAGUCUUGGUUCAAGAAUUCUCCAGAGCAAGUUGGAAAUAACAAGGAAUUCCAGACGAUGGACCUGGGAAAUGUAAUUUAGGUUGUUUUGAGGGCAACCAUGGUUAGGGAAGAAGGAUCAGGGACCACUCUUGUUCCCAUUUUGGCAGACAGAUUUAUUACUUGGUAGUAAAGAAGAGAGGAGAGAAGAGAAAAUAGUCCACUUCUAUCAUAAUGAUGGUAGUUCACAGUGAGACUGAACUCCCAGCUGAAAUGAGAAAAACAAACAAUGGUCAAGGUCACAAGUUUCUUGCUUGGCUUAUAUUCAUUGCAUAAGGUUCUGAGGUUUUUGUUUUGUUUUAUAAGGGUGGGACACAAAUAAUGAAAAGAUCAGGGACAACCCAUAAUAACUUUUAAGAAGUAUUAAUAUAAUGAUUUCCUACAUCUUUUGCAUUUGUUUCAAAUUGAAUAGAUAUAUAUCCAAGUAUAGCUGAAUGUGGUAAAAUUUUUAAGAAAACAAAUGGUAAUGGUGGAGAUGUCCUUCAGGUCUCUCUCAGCCAUAAACAGUGUAAGGGGGAGUAGAGGAAGCAGAGGAGAACGCUAGCUUCACUGCUUUGUGGUCCACAAAGCCUUUAUAAAUAGUAGUGCCUUUCAGAGGGGAGGAUGGGAGAUAAAGAAGUUCAUUGCAUUUAGAUUUACUGACAUUGCAGCAUUUUUUCUUUAUUUUAAAACGUCUUGUAAAUGCAAACAUCUGAAUAUAGGGGUGGAACCAGGAAUUUUUGAGCUUCAAUCUCAGCUAUUCCUGAUUCAUCUUUUCUUACAGAAAGUCUUUGUUUUUUCUUCCCCAAAUGUACCCAUUGGUAAAAUGGGAAUUGGGGGAUGGGGAAGGAGGAAGGACAUUAAUCUUACAGGAAUGUUGAGAAAUAACCUUGGUUGGGACAUCUAUGAAAUACUUUGAUUUUUUUAAAGUGCUAUACACUGCCAGUGCUAAGAAUUUUAUUGAUAGUAACUUUGAACAUUCCAGGUUUUUAAUAUUCACAUCUUUAAAUACCAUUUAUAAACUCAUGAGAUUAAAUUCUGCAAAUUGCUUUCAGAUUAAAUUCUGUAAAUUGCUUUCAGUUGGAAGUAUUAGGUGCUCUUUGUCUAAAUGUUAUUUGGUCUUAGCCUGCAAUUUCGAUCAUUUAAGAGCUUGUCUACUGAAAAGAGUCAGGAGAGCUGAUGAAGUCUUAUGUCCAUAAGCCGUUUUCUCCAGUAUUUUUUAUGGCAAGUGCAAAGAGUAAAAUGCCCUCAAAAGCAGCUGCUACCUUCUCUUCUCAAGCUUUAUGCUCUGGAAAAACAGGCAGAAAAGAACCCAAGAACCAUCUUCCUCGCUUGGGAGGGCAGAAGUGAGAAGAAAACAUCUUCUCAUAUCACAAUUUAUUUUUUACAGUCUCACAGGAAUCUAUUAUAAGAGGCAAAUUAAAGGCACAGGCAAGUUAAAUGCAUAGAAAUGAAUUGGACUGUUCAUUUUUGGAGGACAAACCUUGAAUCUUUUUUUUUUUUUUUUAAGGUGGCUUAGUCUUUCAGGAGUUGCAUAUUUGCUGUCCCAUAACCCCCAUGAUUAGAUCCCAUGAGUUAGGCAUUACUUUUUUCUUGCCUCUGUAGAAGAGCAUGGCAAUUUAGAUUUGUGAGAAUAUGAGGAAGUAAAUAUAAACUAAAUUUUAGUUAUUUCUGUGCAUUAACUAAAACUUUGCCUCAUCUUUUAAUAGAGGAGGAAAUAUUUUGUAAAUAAGAGGUCUUUGUAGAGGGGCAAAGUUCAAACUCACCAUGUCCUUAUUCAGUGUGGACAAUGAAUUGUGCUGGAUGAGUUUUGAGGAAUGUAGACCUUCCUUUCUCUCCUGGGUCGCACCUCUGUGGAGUCUGGGUUAGACAAACACAGUAUAUGACCUUUUAGUGGAUUUAUUUAUAAAACUGCACCUUGCGUUUUCUUCACUAUUUAAAGUCUAGGGAUGAUUUGAGGAUGAAUGAUUAAACCCAGGGUAAGCCUAGAGAAGACAGAGCUCACACAUGUUUCAUCCAGAAAAGGAAAGCCACUAUGUUAAUACUUAUUUUCUAAAAAUAGUAAGACUCUCAGUUGUUUCAUUAAUUCUAAAGGGUUAAAAAGGGCUGAAAUUUGUUUAUAGCACUAAAUGUUUUUAAUAGGAAAUAUUACAUAAAAAAUUUAUACAGAAGUAGGAGAACACAGAAUUCUCAUAAGAACAUAUUUUCUAUGAAAGGCAUUUCUUCCUCAUCUUCAAUAAAUAUAAAGUUAGAGGAGAGGAAAAAGCAGUCACUCCAAGGCAACUUUUCAUCAUUGAGGGACAUUAUGAAAAGCCUGAAAUUUAUAUGCGCAGGCUAUUGCAUUUUUCUGUGAGAAAUGUGCCCAUUUGCUGUGAGAUUCUAAAGUGUGUUCAGAUUUAGGUUUUACUCAAAUGAUCAAGAUAACAGUUUAGCUAGAUAACUGCUAUUUCAGAUAGUGAGGUUAGCUGAGAAAAGGAAGCAUGGUAGAAGAAAUGCAAGUAGCAAUUCUUGGAAUGCCAGCCCCUGAGGCUUAGUUUAACCAAGCUAAUCUGUUGGCCCAGGGAUAGCCAGCAUAGGAGCUUCCAUCAAUACCUGACUUCCAUCGAGAAUUGAGUCCACGUUCUGGAGUACGAUGGAGACUGUUACUAUAACCUCAAAGACUGUCUCUAGGAACCUGAAAUUAAAAAAACAUACAUCGUCUCUUACUAACUUAAGCCAUAUCUGUCAUCUCUAUGUUUGAUUUUUCUGACCCUGGUGCUUUUACUUCUGUUUCUGCCAAACUUCAGCCUACUCUAUGGGGAAGGUGAGUAAAACUAAUAGAACAAAUAAGAAGACUGUGAAAAAAACUAAACAUAUUCUUCAGAAUGAGAUCCUGUUCAGAGAACAGUAGUGGUCAAAGUGCAAACUGUUGGAACAUACGGAUAUAUGUACAUCUGUACAUGUAUAUAGUGUAUAAUAUGUAUGUAUAUGUUAUUGCUCAUAUGCAGAAAUCUAUCCAUUUGCAGACAGCCCAGGUGGGUCAAUUUUUCUAUUGGAAAACCAUUUAGGGCCAUUCAAAACCAUUAGGGCUAAUUUGUGGAGACAAACUCUACUCAUUUGGGAAUUAAUUUGCUGUCUUUUGAUGUCCACAAAGCCAAACUAACAAAGUGUGAAACAUAAAGGGGCCAUCAGUUAGGUUAUUCUGUUUAUCUGGACUUCAUCAUUAUAGUUGAACUAUCAGUUGUCAAUUUGCAAACUGUAUUGGCAUCUCUUGGUUUUCAGUGACCCCUGCCCCCAAGUCUUUUGAGAAUUUGGAGUGGGCUUCACUGGCCAUUCAGACAAAGGGCCUUAUUCAUAAGUGGACAGGUUUCCCCAUAAGGACCAUCACACAUAUACAUAUAAGUAUAUACUUCAUCAGGCUUGUAACAAUUGAUUUAAAAUCACUCCACAGUAUUGAUAAAUAGCUCUAUAUUUUCAAGGUGCAGAAGAAUUCCACAGCCUUAAUUAUUUCAGUGUCUUGCUGGUCUGCCUUAAGUGUAUCUUCUGGAUUUUUGGUUGUUUUAUUAUUUUUUAAAUUUUUCUGCUGUUGUUGAUUUUGUAUGCACACAAUGUCGUUUUGUAAAGGUAGGUUGUAAAUAUUUUAUUUGUAAGUCAAAAUCACUCAUGUGUAAUGUUGUAAAGUGAUGACCUGCUGUCUUGUUUCUGCUACCGUCAAUGUUAUAAGUUAUAGAUGAAACUUCAAAAUGUACAUCUCACAUGUUAUGCAUUCCUAUAAAUAUACUAUACUAAAGAUACUAUAUGGUCGUCCUUUUUUUUUCUAAUUAAACCUUUAUUCAAAGAAAA